Ruditapes philippinarum (Manila clam) is the source of this 1582-nucleotide messenger RNA. RefSeq names its product FMRFamide peptide receptor frpr-18-like. Bases 173 to 1333 code for a protein of 386 amino acids. Lineage: Eukaryota; Metazoa; Mollusca; Bivalvia; Venerida; Veneridae. The transcript is spliced from 2 exons. Gene Ontology annotation, molecular function: G protein-coupled receptor activity. The record is from RefSeq and is a predicted model, not a curated record. Gene Ontology annotation, biological process: G protein-coupled receptor signaling pathway. Gene Ontology annotation, cellular component: plasma membrane.
GCGUACUACCGAAUCCAACAAUGAUUUCAGUAUUGGAAAUUGCUGUGCUGAUAUCAGCUUAGUGAAAUAAAUUUCUGAGCGGAUGAUGUUUUAUCACUGUGGAAAUGAAAUGCGUUAGGAAAUACGUACAAUCUUAACUUUUGAAGAAAAUUUUCAUCGUCACACUGAGAACAUGACAGGCGGAAACGUAUCAGACAGCGAUUACAUGAUGUCGAAUAACGGGUCAUUAUUAGACAAUAACAGUACAAAUGUAACCUAUACUUUUGAAGUACCAGAAAAUAUCAUUGCUUCUGUAGAAAAAAUUGUCGUUCCAACAAUAUGUUUUCUUGGUUUAAUUGGGAAUACAAUGUCAUUUAUUGUAUUUGCUCAAAAGUUUCUUCGAUCGAAAUCAUGUAGCAUAUUUCUUGCUGUAAGAAGUCUUAGUGACAAUGGAUUUCUUAUCAUACUUUUAAUUAUGUGGUCCUCACACGUGUUUGAUUUGAGACUUAGUCGAAUCAUUGGCCUUUGUCAAGGAACUAUUUUCUUGACGUACGUUUUUGGAUGUCUCUCUGUUUGGAUGGUUGUGUUUGUAACAAUAGAAAAUUAUAUCAGGAUAUGUAAACCUUUUAUGGUCAAUACAUUUUGUAAACCAACGAAAGCCAAAUAUGCUGUGAUACUUGUGUGCAUAUUCUUAUUGUGUUGUUAUAAUUUUCCCUUGUGGACAAUGACAGAAGAAUGUUUACCAAAGGUAAAGCACCACAACUUUCUGAAGAUCAUGGGGUAUGUAGAUAGCGUGCUUACAUUAGUCAUACCAACGGCUAUAAUGACAUUUCUUUUAUCUCGCAUUGCUUUGUCAUCGAUAUCGUCUUGCAAGAGGCGAAGGCGUCUUAGUUCCACAUCUGCACAAAGAAUCAGCGAUCUUACGACAAAGGUUACGACAAUGCUUCUUGCAGUAACGCUCAUUUUCAUUACUUUAAAUCUUCCAUUACAUGUUGUAAAAUUACGGCUUCUGGUAAUAUCAUUCAUUAAAGAUAAAAUAGAUAUAUUUACACAACUUGAUAUAACAGUUCAAUCUAUUUCACAACUCAUCUAUUACUUGUCACUUUCUAUCAAUUUCAUUGUGUACUAUAUCUUUGGUGGCACGUUCAGGAGGACAUUUAAAAGCCUUUUCCGAAGCAAACAGAAAAAUGUUUAUGCUCAAACGGAUUACAGUACUUUGCUUUCUUCAAAGACUCGAAGAAUUGAGCAUUUCUCAAAACCGAUAUCUGAGGACGGAAAUUCAAAUAACAAUCUGUUAAUACCCAAUCAAGGUGACGACAAAUCGUUAAGAAGAAUUCAAAGUUCUGAAAUGUAAUGAAUUUCUUAACAGUUCAGUGUCAUUUUAUUUUUUUAAUUAUUGUAUUGCAUUUAUUGUAAAUAAAUGUGUUUUACUGAAACAGGAUUAAACAUAAACGAAUAAAUCUUUUUAAAGUGACGGUGAUUUGAAAUUGUGAAUUGAUGAAACGAAUAUUAGUUUAUAUUUUCAAUAGAUGACUAACUAUUCUUGAUAUUUGAAUAUAUAUCGUUAUCCUAUACACAUGUUUAUCAAAUAUUGUUUUUAGCA